AUGGGAAUGUUUUCAGACAAGCAGAAAUGUAAUCCAUCUGGUCAUUGUAGAACAGUACGUUUAGCUAGAAGUUAGAUAAACAUACCCUACCCUACCCUACCCUACCCUACCCUACCCUACCCUACCCUACCCUACCCUACCCUACCCUACCCUACCCUACCCUACCCUACCCUACCCUACCCUACCCUACCCUACCCUACCCUACCCUACCCUACCCUACCCUACCCUACCCUACCCCGUCACAGCCCUAUCCUUGCCAUUGCUGUGUCCUUGCCAAUACCUUAUCUUUGCUAUUACCCUCCUUCUACUCCAACCCUUCCCACUACCCUGCUUUUGCCACUGCCUGCCCCUUGCUAUUACUGUAUCCUUGCCAUUACCGUACUCCUACAUGAAUUUAUACGAACUUUUUAGUGGCUUGAUAUAACAGAAAUUCUUUCCGAUCAAAUUUGUUUUGACGUUCGAACCAAAUGUGCCAACUUCACUCAUUUGUUACCCGAUGAAUUUGACUGCGAAGCACAUUAUAUGUAUUACAAUAAGACUGAAUUGGACACUUACACUGAACACUGCUCGGUAAGUAGCUAUUGUGAUGCGCUAGUCUUGGAAAAAAUAAGUUGUGAACAGUUUGAGUCUGGCAUGGCCUCCCUUUCCGCUCACCCUCCUUAGCGCGUGGCACUGUAGCUACGUUUAUGGCUGGAAACAGGGCCGGGCGCGAGGGAGGGGAUGGGACUACCCUACCCGCCCCCCCCCCCAGAAAAAAAUUUUUGAAAAAAAGUUGAACUUGGUCCCCCCCCUGUGGAUUAAAAAAAAAUUUUGCAAAGAUCAGCACAGGUAGCUCUGUGCCCGAUGUUUUGGACCUCUGCCCCCAGACUAAAAGUCUCCGCCCGGCCCUGGCUGGAAAUAUAAGACAUUUUCUUAAAAAAACCAGGCCACAGAACAUCAUUCUGCCUUGUCCUGAGGGCCGGGCAGGGACUUUUCGUCUGGGCGGGGGGGGGGUCAAAGAAAUCUACAGGGGGGGGGGCCAAGUUCAACUUUUUUUUCGAAAUUUUUUUUCGGGGGGGGGGAGGAGGGAGUAGAGGGGGGGGGGUGUGUUCCCCUCAGCGCCCGGCCUUGCUUGUUCAGCAAGGUAAUAAAUCGCGCUUUCCAGUUAAUCCCGAGAAAAUCGAGAUCAAAGAAUUAAGUUUUGAAUUUCCCGCCAAAUUGGCAUUGUGUUUCAUACUUAUAACUUUGCCAUUUUUUGACUUUUAAGAAUUUUCUGUCAUAUACUAGUAGAAUACCUAUAAAUAAACCUAAAUUUUUAAAUUUGUUAGUGUAGCUUGGCUGGAAGGUCGAAAAAAGUGCUUGAAACACAAUGCCAAAUUUGCCAAAUUGGCGGGAAACCCUAAUAAUUUAAAUUCAAAGCUCAAAAACGCGAGCUAAAACUUUUUUUAAGUACUAUUGGUGGUACAAAGAAUUUAUAUGGAAAUUUUUAGCUGGGUCUGGGCGGAGCAGUUAAGGUACUUUCCACGUAAGCCUGGUUAUGAUCCUCAAAAGUAUUUGUGAAAAAGUUCCUUGCAAUAGAAUACGUUUCCUUGUCUUCUUUUACAGGGUGCGACAAAAGUUCUGUUACAAGAUACAAUGCGCCAAAAGUUCUGUUACAAUACUUUACCGGUCGUUUUCUCUAUGCUGCGGUUAAAUUAUUUAAAAUUUUUAAUUUUAGCUUAUUCUCCGCGUUUUUUUAUUGUAUAAUCAUAAAAGUUAACUCUUCAUUGUCUACCGUCUGUUUGUAUUUGGAUGUCAAAUUUGAUUAAAAAACCGUGUAACAGAACUUUUGGCUCACUCUGUACUCUCUCCUUUUUUUCAAAAUAAGUACUGAGUUUUAGGAAAAUUUUAGAAUAAAAAAAGAUUUCAUAGAAGGUCCAACUUAAGUUCAUCUGCUGAACAAUGUGCUAGGCCGCCAGCCUCAUCAACAGGUACAAACUUGGCAACUCCGGUGGUCAAUAACUGCUACCUGCCUUGCAGGUAAGUGGAAACAAACACUUAAAAACAUGAAAAACGCAUCUAUCGUACACUAUGAUUUGUAUUGCAAUGAUUUUCAACUAACUAGGGAAUGUCCAAAUGUCCAAGAACGUCGCUACGAUUUUUUUCUGGGCGGGGGGGGUGGAGACCCAAAAAUUUUUUUAUUGCGUUUUUUACGUACAGGUACCUACCUGUGGAUUUUUCCCGGAUCGGCUCUGGGGGGAGUCACCCCGUACCCACCGUCUAGGCCCGGCCGGCCUUGAGCUAAAAUUGAGGGCUUGAAAAUUGGGCCCGGGCCCGAAAAAAAAUAUUUUAAAUUUUUAAAAAUUUUUUAUUUUAAUCCCCGUUGACUUUUUGAUUUUAUUGGGUACCAUGAUACAUAAAUGAUCUAAAAGAACAAUGCAAAGCCAAAUUUCCGUUUAUUUUUUAAGUUUUAAAAUUUUUUAAAUUUUUUAAAACGGCCCGGGCCGGGCCUAGAUAUUUUCUGACCGGGCCGGGCCGGCCUGAGAGAAAAUUGAAAACAGGCCGGGCCUAAACGUUGGGCCCCGGGCUUGGGCCGGGCCUAAAAAGUGGGCCCGGCCCGGCUCUUUUCUCACCCCUACCCUAGAAAAAAAUUUUUGAAAAAAGUUGAACGUGGUCCCCCCUGUGGAUUUUUUGGACUCCUGCCCCCAGACCAAAAGUCCCCGCCCGGCUCUGUUGUUGACAUUCUCUAGUAAAACAAACAUUUUUAAUUGACAUUGCAUUUAGUACUAGCAGUAAAAAACGAAAAUAAAAUUUUUAAAAUACAAGAAAACUUUAUUUUCGACGUUUUUAAAUACUUUUAAUGUUUUAGAACAACGAAUUUUGAAGUCGCUGAAGGAUUUCACAAUUUUGUUUACGGAUUUUGUGUUACAGUAACCGUACUCGUAGCUGUUGCUUUAGUAAGUUAAGAGUUAUACAAUUUACCCGAUUCUACCUUACCAGACCCUACAUUGCCUUACUGUAACAUACUGUGCUUUCUAUCUUAGAACUGUACCUUUUUCCACUUAGCUUUAGGUUUACUCUGCAUUACCCUAUCAUACCCUGCCCUACAGUAACCUAUGUUUUUCAUUUACUCUUUUUUCAUACAUUUUUUAGUUAAAAAUCGUCAAACCAAUCAAAAACCGUGAUUUGCCGACAUGGGCGUUUGUUUUUGUGUGCUUAGGAGUAGCAACCAUGAUCUACUACGGUUUGUGGAGCAUAUUCUUAUCUAUGGGGUACUUUCAACAAACUACAGUAUGCGAACUUGAUAAUAAUGGAGUCUUGUUAAGGUUAGACAGCUAUCCGACGUAA
Molecule: messenger RNA, 3306 nt
Organism: Bursaphelenchus okinawaensis
Lineage: Eukaryota; Metazoa; Nematoda; Chromadorea; Rhabditida; Aphelenchoididae
Source: the annotation of a GenBank genome assembly